This is a messenger RNA of Penicillium alfredii, 741 nucleotides long. Its product is annotated as RNase P/RNase MRP complex subunit. Gene Ontology annotation, cellular component: ribonuclease MRP complex; ribonuclease P complex. Gene Ontology annotation, biological process: tRNA 5'-leader removal; rRNA processing. Gene Ontology annotation, molecular function: ribonuclease P RNA binding. The transcript has 2 exons. NCBI's taxonomy places the organism in Eukaryota, Fungi, Ascomycota, Eurotiomycetes, Eurotiales, Aspergillaceae. The record is from RefSeq and is a predicted model, not a curated record. Bases 1 to 741 code for a protein of 246 amino acids.
AUGGCCUCCUCCCCCGCCCCCAACCCAAACCACAUCGCCCACACCCUUCUCUCCCGCGCCCACUCCCCCGAAACCGCCGCGCAACACUUCACCGAGCGCAUCAAACAAAAACCGCUCUUCCUUCGCCCGACCUCACCCUCAGCCUCCGACAACCGCUCCCGCCGGCGCCAGCACCGCCUCCGCAAGAAAGAAUACUUCCUCCGCCACCAGCGGCCGCGGCCGCUCUCCGCGCGCGAGAAGCGCGCCUCGGGCCUAUACGAUCUGCCGCGCGAAGAGUGCAAGUACGCCAUCUUCCAGGGCCUGCAUGCUAUGUGGAUCGCGUACAUGCAGGAGAUCCUUGAUUUGCAGGAUGGCAAGAACGUGGCGGUCAUGCCGCAGGCUCAUGGGAGUAAGCUUGUCAGCGCGGAUUACCAUGGUGCUCUUAUUGAGGUUGUACGGAGUCGGUGUGCGGGGCGGGUUGGGACGAGGGGGAUUGUUGUGCGGGAUACUAAGUUUACUUUCGUUGUUGUGACUGAGAAGGACGAGGUGAAGACUAUCCCCAAGGAGCAGACUAUCUUCCGUUUCACGGUGCCGCUACCGGAGCCGACGGGUUCUGCUGCAGAUACCGCAACACAGGAACAACAGGCAGAGCCGGAUACCCCGAAACCGUUGGUCUUCGAGCUGCACGGCAGCCAGUUUGAGAAUCGGCCGGCGGACCGCGCCAACAAGAAGUUCAAGUGGAGAAAUGUCGACUAUCUUUGA